ACUGGCCGUGGCGCCGAUGACACGCCACUGGCUUUCAAGGCCGGAAUAUAUUUUUCUUCGCCGGCGAACUACUGCGAUUUUUCGGUUGUCGACUUGCGCGACUCGCUCCCGUGCUUUCUAUUCUCGGCGGUAUAUAGCCGUGAUCCGCGGCUGAUGUUCAGCCGAGGGCAGCGUAUGUUUAGUGUAUACAUGUUUUGUUUACUAAGAAGUCGAACGUCCGAGGCUCAGGAUUUCGGUUCCAAGAUUCCCGAACGCGUAUCGCGGAACUUCUCGGGAUAGGCUCUGAGCGUAAUUGUUCAGUUAUUUCCUAAGUUUCAAUCGUGCCCUUUAGGGAAGUAAUAGUACAAUGCACUGUGCUAUUAUGCCCGUUCUACACCCAGGGAUGAUCCUACUUGUGGCUUCAUCCGAGUGGAGAAGUUUACACGGGCAUUUCAGUCCGAGUAUCAUACUAAAGCCCAAUGUCCACGAUGCUAGAACUUGGUCCAAGUUCUAGCAUCGUGGACACAGGCCUUAACAAGGGGAUCGGGCAAUGGCCGCACCGAUUUUCUCCAACUUUGUAUACAUAUGUUUAAGCUUACGAUCGGCCAUAACUGGCAAUGUGUCUUUCAACGCAUAAAAUUUAUUGCGAAAAAUAUUACCGGGGUUUGAACCUGGACCUCCCCCUUCCCUCUAGGCGUGCGUCUCAACCAGUUCGACUACCGGGGCAUAUACUGGAUACAUUUUUCGUAUACAGUGAAUUUUAUUUCGCGUCCCAGCCUUUUACCCUGAGAGAUGGAUCUCGAAUGUUUUAUCGAUGGCGGUGCACGGUUUUGUACACUCGAGUACUUCCACGCGUAGUCUCUAGAGCGCGCUAAAACGCGGAGCAGCGCUGCCAACCGAAUCUCCCAGCGAAGCUUUAAAUCCCCAGCGGCUCGAUCACGAAAAUCCUUUUCCUUUAGCGUGAAUCCGUGAGAGCUUGAAAAACUUUAUUGAACCGAUAUUGCCUUCGAGAGACGCGUCGUCUCUCGUCGGGAUAAAUAAACUGGUCAAUCUCUGGGCUGCUUUACGCGAGAAGAUGAAAAUGAUCGAGAUUAAAAUGACCCUGCGCUACGAUGGGCCAAGUCCGAAAUUUCAUAGCGUCACGUUGAGACGUUGUUCGAUAAGAUUCCAGAUUUGACCGGUCGUCGCGCAAGGUCACUUGAAUCUGGAUCACUUGGAUCUUCUCGCGAAAGCAGCCCCGAGGUGAGAAACCGGAGGGACGCGCGUCUCGACUCGCCUCUCGAAAUCCAACGUUCGUAUUUGGCGCGCGCCGCCCGCGUCCCGAGAAUCUCGCGAGAUCGAGAGAUCGUCGCGAUGGGAAAAUGACAAGCCGCGUAGCGCGCAGUUGCACGCAAUGGCGGUCACCAUGGUUGAUGUCGUUGCUUACCGCAUGUUUUGGUGACUCCGUCGUAGCGAUGAAUUGAGAAUCGGCUCGCCGCAUCCAUUCCAAGGAUCCCCUUCCGACCUCGGGCCGAGUGCGGGCUUCGGUGGCGCGGCGAGGUCGCGCCGGCAAGUCCCGCGCGCCGCGGGCGACGGUUGCUCCGGGGGCGAGGAAGUAGGUUAGACCGCCGUGAUUCUGGCAGUGACUAUCUUUGAUUUGACUUCACUAUCCCUCCUCGCCGCGCGGCUAAGCGAGUGAGAUGCUGGCCUGCUUGCCGCAGGACCCCGAGCCUGCCCUUUCGCGUCCUUGAGCGCCGGAGAGAUGUCGGGCGACAGCAAGAACUUGCGCGGGGUGCCACCCCGCUGGCUCGACUGUCCGCGCAAGGCGAUGCGGCUGAUCCAGGGCAAGUUUCUCGCCUUCAAGACGCCCCUGUCCUCGGCCUACGACAGCCAGGUGCCCGAGGGCUGCCGCUUCAACGUCGAUAUGUUCUUCGCGAAUCUCAAGAGCCAGAAGCUCAAGAUGGGCCUGUGGAUAGACCUGACCAACACGUCCAGGUUCUACGACAAGGAGAGCAUAGAGGAGUACGAUUGUAAAUACGUCAAGCUGCAGUGCCGCGGCCACGGCGAGACCCCGUCCGAGGAGCAGACCCGCGCCUUCGUCCAGCUCUGUAGGAACUUUAUCGCUCACAAUCCCCUGGACGUCAUCGGCGUGCACUGCACGCAUGGCUUCAACCGGACGGGCUUCCUCGUAAUCAGCUACUUGGUAGAGGUGGACGGUACCAGCGUCGACGCUGGUAUCGCCGAGUUCGCCACCGCGCGGCCACCUGGAAUUUACAAGGGCGAUUACAUAAAGGAGCUCUACCAGCGGUACGACGACGUGUCGGACGCGCCGCCGCCGCCCGCGAGGCCGGCCUGGUGCCUGGAGUACGACGAGGCCAACGUCGCGGACGCGGACGAGGGGCCGAGCACCGACAACGACAACGGCCGGGAGGAGAAGGGCAAGAGGAAGAGGCGCGAGAUAUUCAAUAGAAACCCGGUGUUCAUGGCCGGCGUACCUGGCGUCACUCCUGUCCUGGAAAAGAAGAGGCUCUUUGGAAUCCAGGGCCGAGUCCAGGAGAUCUGCGGAUGGGAAGACUCGGGGUUCCCCGGCUCCCAGCCUGUGUCCAUGGAUUGCGACAAUCUUACGCUGUUACACAGAAAGCCGUACAGAGUGUCCUGGAAAGCCGAUGGCACAAGGUACAUGAUGUUGAUACAGGGUGACGGAGACGUAUUCUUCAUAGACAGGGAAAACAGCGUUUUUGAAGUAAACGGUCUGACAUUUCCACACUUGCGAGAAAACCGCGGUCUGAGAGAUACCCUGUUGGACGGAGAGAUGGUGAUUGACAAAGAUAGGGGCAAGAAUAUUCCUAGAUACUUGGUGUACGACGUUAUUAUGUACGACGGACAGGACGUUAGUAAAUUGCCGUUUCAUCCUGAUCGGUAUUUCAUCAUCGAGAACAAAAUAAUCGCCGGCAGGCUAAGGGCGAUGAAGGAGGGACGAUUGAUAAAAGAACGGGAGCCGUUCUCGGUGCGAGUCAAGUAUUUCUGGGACGUGACGCAGAGCAAGAGCCUGCUGGGCGAGAAGUUCGCCAAGCAGCUCUCUCACGAGCCGGACGGCCUGAUAUUUCAACCCGCCAAGGAGAAGUACUGCACGGGAGUGUCCGCGGAGGUGUUGAAAUGGAAACCGUUGUCGUUGAACUCCGUCGACUUUAAACUCAAGAUUGUCACGGAAACGGGCGUGGGGAUCCUGCCGCGGAAGAUUGGCCACCUUUACGUGGGAGGAUUGAAGACGCCGUACGGCACGAUGAAGAUUACCAAGCAGAUAAAAGAUUUGGACAACACGAUUGUCGAGUGCAAAUUCGAGAAUGGCCAGUGGCUCUUCAUGCGCCAGCGGAUAGACAAGUCGUUUCCUAAUUCCGUCGCGACCGCCGAGUCCGUGUGCAAGAGCAUCAACAAGCCGGUUACGAAGGAGCGGCUUCUCGACUUUAUCGAGAAGUACAGAUUUGCGCGGGACGACACGGAUCUUAUGCCACCGCCGAAUAAGAAGCCAAGAUAAUCUUGGGAUGCGCUAUAUUAUAGAAUUCAUAACUGCGUCGCGAUUUUUACAGUUUCAAUCAUUGUCCGAGGAAUGAAAACUUAGAAACGUUCUAUAUUUAUUUAAUUAGAGUGUAAGCAGUUUAAGCUCAAAGGGACUUUAAUUAAAUAGGCAACUUUUUAUUAUAGUUGCGGCCAAUUUUACUUGAAUUUUUAGGAAUGUUAAAUAGGUUGAAAAUAUCAGAGUGCAUGAUAUCUGUUUAUUUGUAGAAUAAAGAGUAAUAUGUAAGGACAUUUGUUAUGGACCCCAACGUUAAAUUUUGUGAUAAAUACGUACCGUUUUAAAUCAGGAUUGUCUUCUCAUCAGGAUAUUUCGUUCAGUUUCCAUGAAUUGUACGUUCGACGAUUAUUGUAUAUUUUGAUGAAUUGAGAUUAUUAAUUGUUGAAUAAAACUUUGUAAUAACAGA
Messenger RNA from Vollenhovia emeryi, 3938 nucleotides. Its product is annotated as mRNA-capping enzyme. The coding region runs from base 1721 to 3493 and encodes 590 amino acids. The record is from RefSeq and is a predicted model, not a curated record. Gene Ontology annotation, biological process: protein dephosphorylation; 7-methylguanosine mRNA capping. NCBI's taxonomy places the organism in Eukaryota, Metazoa, Arthropoda, Insecta, Hymenoptera, Formicidae. The transcript is spliced from 3 exons. Gene Ontology annotation, molecular function: mRNA 5'-triphosphate monophosphatase activity; mRNA guanylyltransferase activity; ATP binding.